Capronia coronata CBS 617.96 is the source of this 1959-nucleotide messenger RNA. RefSeq lists its product as uncharacterized. The transcript is spliced from 2 exons. The coding region runs from base 1 to 1959 and encodes 652 amino acids. The record is from RefSeq and is a predicted model, not a curated record. NCBI's taxonomy places the organism in Eukaryota, Fungi, Ascomycota, Eurotiomycetes, Chaetothyriales, Herpotrichiellaceae.
AUGUCAGACACAUGCAUCGUCUGCCUGGGAGACUUGAGCAACGGUGCCGGUGAUAUACCAGCUUCUCCGACCGUUGCCAAGUCUCCGUCACCGAGUGAUAUCGGCGGCGUUUCGAAGACAUCCUACCACUUACAUGGCGACAACGCCACGCAGCCGGGCGAAAAGAGCAGUGAAGAACUAAUUGCGCACCUGCGACCUUGCGGGCAUUACCUUCACAAUGAAUGUCUUAUGCCAUGGGUGGAGAGGGCCAACAGCUGUCCCAUCUGUCGCGCCAGCUUCCACCUCGUUGAACUUAUGCAUACAACUAAUGGCGACGUUAUAUCAUCAUACCCUGUCGAAGAGCGUACACAGGUCCCCGAGUUAGAUCCUUCCAUGUUCCUCGAGAUUCCGGAGGAAGACGACGACGAGCAGCCAUGUCAGGCUUGCGGAGAAGACGACAAUGAAGAUGUACUGAUGUACUGUGAUGGCUGCCAAAAGCUGUGGCACACAUAUUGCGUGAACCUGCAGGAGGUACCCUAUGGCCACUGGUUUUGUGACAACUGCAGAGCACAGCGUGAGGUGGACCCUCGGCUCCAGGGCAAUGCUCGCUCUGGCCGUUUGUCCCGUCGGCGUACUCGAGGCCAACAGCGGCGGCAGCGUGGACACGACAUGAGUUGGAAUCAGGUGUGGCAAUCAGUCUGGUCACGGAUUAACCUCGAUCUUGAUUUCCCUUAUGAAGAUGACGACUCGUCCGCCACAUAUUUGAGACGUCACCGUCAGCGCAACCAGGCUAAUCGACAAGCUCAUGACGCAUGGAUGCGCCGUAUGCAGGUCGCGGAACUUCACGGAGCCGGGAAUCGGUUUAGGGAGACUGAACCUACUGCUCCCCGGAGUCCAGGCAGAGGUUUCACACCCAGGACUCGACGCACGCGACCUUCGCCCGCCCCUGCGGUCGAGAAUGCGGAUGAAAUCAUGGCGUGGCACGCUUUCGAGCAAGCACGUGCUACUUCAAACGAAUCUGGCUCGUCACACAAGAGGAAAAAACAAUCCGGGACGUCGUCCCCAGCUGAGCCCGAGCAUGAAGCUGCGCUAGUGAUCAAGCGGAGGAGAUCAAAUGUUCCCGUCCGCUCUGUCUCCGAAAAUGGCACGUCGAUUGCUACCAGUUCCAUAGCCCGUCAGUCACGUCAGUCGUCCCGCUUGGGUAGCCCUAUGCCUAGCCGCCAGACUGCUCUCGAGUCCGGGGCCCCAAGCUUCUUACAGUCGUUAUUGCAAGAAGUAGAAGAGUCUGGGUCUAGUACGCACAGCAUGCACCUCCAUCGACCUUCACCUCGCCCUGCGGGUAGUCCACCAGCCGAACACUUUUCACCACAGCCGUCUUCGCCAGCUUUAUCUCCCCUACCCUCCAAUCAUUCUUCGCCACGAGCUAUGUCGGCAACGCCGCCCCCUCUGGCUGCUCUGAGACCCGGUUCGCCUACAGGCUUGACGUCAAGUAUUCAGCCUGUUUUUCCUUCCACCGAGUACUCCCCACUGCGGCCCAAUUCUCCAGAUUCUGGAGGUUCGAACUCCGGAGACGCGCCUGCUACGCGUCCUAAUGCAGAGAAUGCUGCAAGGUCAGGUACUGCUGCACCCAUGCGCCUGAUGCAUCCUAGACCACGAAGCCGCAUUCCCCAGAUCCUGGAAAACCCGUCAAGUCCAGUCACUCAACCACGGUCGACGGAUGCCUCACCAACUCGAGCAAAUAUGUCCUUGAACGCAAAGGCUGACGUGCAGAGGCUUGUGGCGACUGCCUUGAAACCGCACUACCAUGAUCAAACCAUUACGAAGGACGAAUACACGAUUAUCAACCGCGAAAUCUCCCGGAUGCUCUACGACAGAAUCGGAGAUUUUGAGGCGCUUGACCGCGAUGGCAAGGCGAAGUGGGAGAAGGUGGCAGGUGAUGAGGUCAACAAGGCUGUUCAUGCGCUCAAGGCCCAUGACUGA